Messenger RNA from Solanum dulcamara, 1064 nucleotides. Its product is annotated as 8-hydroxygeraniol dehydrogenase-like. Gene Ontology annotation, molecular function: cinnamyl-alcohol dehydrogenase activity. The transcript is spliced from 3 exons. The coding region runs from base 1 to 903 and encodes 300 amino acids. Gene Ontology annotation, biological process: lignin biosynthetic process. Lineage: Eukaryota; Viridiplantae; Streptophyta; Magnoliopsida; Solanales; Solanaceae. The record is from RefSeq and is a predicted model, not a curated record.
AUGUACACGAAGAAUGGUCCGAAUUAUAGUGAAUUUUUGGGGGUGUUACAUAUUGUAACCGAGGUUGAUAGCAAGGUAGAUAAAUUUAAGGUUGGAGACAAAGUAGGUGUUGGAUGUAUGGUAGGAUCAUGUCGAAAAUGUGAGAAUUGUAGCGUUGAUCUCGAGAAUUACUGCCCUGGUCAGAUUCCUACAUACAACGGCUAUAGCUCAGAUGGAACCCUCACGUUCGGAGGUUACUCCGACAUGAUGGUAUCCGAUGAACAUUUUGUUGUACGCUGGCUUGAAGAGUUGUCGAUGGAUGUUGCUCCCCUGUUAUGUGCUGGAAUCACUACUUAUAGUCCUUUGAAAUAUUUUGGACUCAAUAAGCCUGGAAUGCACAUUGGUGUUGUUGGUCUUGGAGGACUCGGACAUAUGGUUGUUAAGUUCGCAAAGGCAUUCAGAACCAAAGUGACUGUCAUUAGUACAUCUGCUAAUAAGAAGCAAGAAGCAAUUGAGCGUUUGGGCGCAGACUCUUUCUUGAUCAGCCGCGAUCCUGAGCAGAUGAAGGCUGCAAUGAACACAUUGGAUGGGAUCAUCGACACUGUUUCUGCAGUGCACCCUAUUCUUCCAUUGCUUAUGUUAUUGAAAUCUCAUGGUAAGAUUGUUAUGGUUGGUGCACCAGAAAAACCGGUGGAGUUGCCCGUGUUUCCUCUACUUAUGGGAAGGAAGCUAGUGGCUGGAAGUGGCAUAGGAGGGAUGAAAGAGACUCAAGAAAUGUUGGAUUUCGCGGCUAAGCAUAACAUAACACCAGAUAUUGAAGUCGUGCCAAUGGACUAUGUUAACACCGCGUUGGAACAUCUUCUGAAAUCGGACGUGAAGUAUCGUUUCGUGCUCGAUAUUGGCAAUACAUUGAACAAGAAAUGAGAAUUUUAAUUUGGGGGGGGGGGAUCAAUUAUUUGUGUUUACUUUGUUCGUCUAAGCUACUACUUUUAAACGUUGAGGCACUAUAGCUUAAAAUUCACAGGAAUUUCCUUAUUUUUUUUCAAGUUAAGAAUUGUGUUGUGACAUUUUCUAGCAGUGAUUCU